Molecule: messenger RNA, 1041 nt
Organism: Aricia agestis (brown argus)
Lineage: Eukaryota; Metazoa; Arthropoda; Insecta; Lepidoptera; Lycaenidae
Product: mitochondrial intermembrane space import and assembly protein 40-B
Exons: 4
Coding region: 420-887 (155 amino acids)
Biological process (GO): protein import into mitochondrial intermembrane space
Cellular component (GO): mitochondrial intermembrane space
Molecular function (GO): protein-disulfide reductase activity
Source: RefSeq, a predicted model, not a curated record
AACCUGAAAACUCCAGCUCCGAAACCGCUGAUUUGGGAAUUUUUAUAUUUUCUAACUAUUGAGAGUGGUUUAAUUUUGUGUUUUGGUAAUUGUGAUCUUUAAUUUUACAUAGAACACUUUUGUGUAAUGUCCGUCCGUUAUUUUUAUUUGGAUAUAGAGGUAAAAUUAAAUUCACCUGAGCCAUUGUACGCUCAACAAAUAAUACAAGGUGCAACCAAAGAACUAUUUGGGGAGUGUGGGGUCAUAUCUACUGAUAUACUGAGUUUGCGGCCUGUAGAUCAAAACUGUCGAGUCCUAGUUAGAGUGCCUGCCAGGUUCCUACGUAAACUACGAGCAGCAUUAGCCCUAUCCACAAAAGUGCUUUGUGUACACAACGAAGCCCCAUCCUUGCAAGCUCUUGUAUAAUUAUCGCAACCAAGAUGGCUUCGAGAACUGUUUGGGAAACUGGUGAAAAUGGAAAGGAUGUUAUAAUAGUAGCCUCUAAGGAGGAGCUGGCAAAGCCCAGUACAGUAGAGCUGCCUGAGCCAGAGCAGCCACCCGGCUUGAUCCUCAAAGAUGGCUCUAUUAACUGGGGCUGUCCCUGUUUAGGAGGCAUGGCUACUGGGCCAUGUGGCACACAGUUUAGAGAGGCUUUCUCCUGCUUCCACUACAGUGAAGCAGAACCAAAAGGUAGCGAUUGCUACGAGAAGUUCAGUACAAUGCAGGAGUGUAUGUCGCAGUAUCCUGAGUUGUACGGGCGGGAUGAUGAUGAUGAUGAGCUGGCUGCGGCGUUCGAGGCAUCAGGGGACUCAGCCGUCGAGAGCACAGAGGCCGGAGAGGCUCCGGCAGUCACAGAAGCUGGACCGGCUCCGCCCGCGCCGGAUAUAUCCGCCACGCCGGACCACUAGCCCGCUGCCAUCUGCAACAUACUACCUCUGAACCACUGAAUACUGCGUUUGAAAUAGAAAUGUGCGACAAGGACUAUGAUUGAAUCACAAUUUGUUUAGAAUUCACAUAUUCCUUUACUAAGGGCCUGUUUCACCACUUCCUGAAAGUGCAGAA